CCCUGGCUAUGGUCGUGCCAUACCUAAUGAAAUCGUAUCAAGUCCUCGGCUUAUCACAGCAGCCUUGAUCGCUUGGAUGAUUAACCCGUGGCCGACAGGGGGGAGGGAAUUGAUGCGGGACCUCGGUGCUUGCUCAAACUGGCCCGUUGGCUCGCCAUGUAACUUCGGUCAUUCACAUUUGGCUCUCGUCUUCAGCACGCCUCUCCAGUGUCUCACCAUUUACGCAAGUUGGACACUCCAUAUAUCUAUCAAGAACUGAUGUUCUCAAUUGUGCGAAAGACUCGGCCCUUCCCUUUGGCUUGAUUUCCCAUUUGAUACCUCGUCAUUCUUUGUUGUCUUUCCUUCUCAACUCACCCUCAUUCCUUGUGGUCUCGCACUCUUUUGUUUUACACUCUUUGAUCUACUUUCAAGCAUGUCAUCAUGAGGUCGUCUAUAAGAUUCAUCUUGGUCUCCCUUGCUCUGGGUGCCGAUUUGGUGCGAUGUGCCAUCAACCUCGACGGCUCACAGGCUGUAGAGCCUGCGAGCGAGGAUAACCCCGAUGACCCAUCACCUAUUGGUGACAUCAACACCUACCAGCCUGAUCAGCAUGACUGCCCCCCUCCUUGUGUGGACUACGCCAACAUCCACAGCUGGAUUCCCUACCUAUCUGUCCAACGUCUCAGCCGUUGCAAAGCCCCAAUGCUCCUGCAACUCUCCGUCUCUCAACCCCUCGACGUCGAAGACUCUACCAUCCUCAUCCGCAGUUGCACCCUUGGCUCUCAUUCAACCGCUGCCAAGAUUAUUGAUGAGACUCCGGUUGAAAAUCCUAAGAAGGAAGACACCCUUGUGCAAGACGGUAGUCUCAAUGUUGCUCCAGCCUGCAUUAUCAGCGGCACGCCCGUCUCCACAAAGCUUAGUAUUGGCAAAGGCGACCCUGGCAAUGGAAAUAAAGAGCAUAUUGCCAGUCUCCUGGGGGGCAUCAAAAAAUUCUUCAGCACCAAAGAUAACUGCGAUGAGAAGUUCGUAUUUGCGUACUACCAACAGACUGUUGCAAGUGUCUACAUCGGCCCUGGACUGGGAAAACCAACCGUCAAAUCGGCUCUGGAUGCUCUGGGUGAACACAUCAGCGCCGGUGGCUCUGCGUCCAACCAAACAGUCGCAGAGCUCUGUGGUAACGGACGCAAGCCACAACAAGUCUUUGGAGUGACAAUCGACACCACGGGAGAUCUCGCGGCAGUGCAGAAAGCCGCUCUAGAUUGGAGCAAAGGCACUUGCGCUAUCCAGGGAGCCAUACAGGCUGCUGGGCAGUUCCUAGACGUCCGAGUGUUUGACCUUGCCGGAGAGGAUGCCGAUCUCGUCGACGCUCAUACAACUCCCUCGACCCCCAGUCCAACUCCGGCUCCAACCUCGACGCCGCGAGGACUAGCGGCAAGGCUUCUGGGGCCUUGGAAGCGAAGCGAGUUGGAGAAACGCGCUGUCUGCAAAUACGCUCAGGUCGAGGAUGGUGACAGCUGCACAACCCUUUCUGUCCGGUGCGGCAUUCGUGGCGCCGACUUCCUCAAAUACAACACCAAAAGCAACUUGUGCGCCACUCUCAAGGCUGGUGACUAUGUUUGCUGCUCAGCUGGUGACCCCUACAAGCCCCCGGCACCAGAGCCGAACGCCGAUGGUACAUGCAAGUCUCAUCUCAUUGAGAACGGAGACUCUUGCGAUGCCCUGGCCAAGAAGCACGGAGUCACUGUGAAGGACAUUGAAAAGUGGAACGCAAAGACGACGUGGGCCUGGACUAAUUGUAAGAGCAUCCUUGUCGGCUACAACAUGUGCGUCGGUCCAGGCCUGCCGCCUCUACCACCGCCUCAACAAGGCGCCGAGUGCGGUCCCCUUGUCCCAGGUACGAAGCCGCCCAAGGACAACUCGACAUCACUGGCAGACCUCAACCCAUGCCCUCUCAAGGCUUGCUGCAGUAACUGGGGCUUCUGUGGCGUAUUCCCAGAUCACUGCAAGAUCAACGCGCCCCUGGACGGCGCCCCAGGCACCCGGAAUCCGGGCUUCCAGAACACUUGCGUCUCUAACUGUAACCACGCGAUUAAGGAAAAUUCUGGUCCACCCAAACAGUUUGGAAGAAUUGGUUACUACGAGGCAUUCGGUAUGGAGCGCGAAUGCCUUCAGAUGGGGGUCAAAGACGCCAAUACAGACGGCUCCUACACCCAUAUUCACUGGGCAUUUGCCUCCAUUGACCCACAAACUUGGAAGCCCGUCAUCAAGCAGGGUAAGGACCAGUGGGCAGAUUUUAAAAAGCUUAAAGAGAAGCGUAUUCUGUCUAUUGGCGGUUGGGCCGACUCUACGGAGCCUGGCAAGUUCAACAUCAUUCGCUCGGCCAUCCUCCAGAACCGCGAGACAUUUGCCAACAACCUCGCCCAGUUUGCCAAAGACGAGGGUAUCGAUGGCAUUGACAUUGACUGGGAAUAUCCAGGAGCACCAGACAUCCUGGUUGACGGCAAGCCGAUCGGUGAAAAGAGCGACGGGCUCAAUUACUUGCGAUUCCUCACAGUCUUGAAAGACAAGAUGCCCGCGGGUAAGACAGUGUCGAUUGCAGCACCCGCGUCCUACUGGUACCUCAAGCAAUUCCCCAUCGAUCGCAUCGCCGAAGUCAUCGACUACAUUGUCUUUAUGACGUACGAUCUUCAUGGCCAAUGGGACUACGGCAAUCCAAAUGCUUACGACGAAUGCCCUUCGGGAAAAUGCAUUCGGAGCCACGUCAACAUGACCGAGACCAAAACCUCUCUCUCCAUGAUAACCAAAGCCGGUGUGGCCAACAACAAGAUCUUUGUUGGCGAAGCCAGCUACGGACGAUCAUUUCGGAUGGCCAAGGACGGAUGCUAUACCGCCAUGUGCGAAUUCACUGGCUCCCGACUCAAGUCAAACGCGAAGCCUGGAAGAUGCACUAAGACGGCAGGCUACCUUGCCAAUGCUGAGAUUGACGAGAUUUUCUUAAAUGACGGUGACUAUAAGACUUUCUAUGACAAGGACUCGCAGUCAAGCAUUCUUCUCUACGAUGGAGACUAUGUGAGCUAUAUGACUCCAGAGAUAAAGAAGUCGAGGCGCGAUGUCUGGACCAACCUGAACUUCGCCGGAAGUAUUGACUGGGCUGUGGACCUACAAGACUUUGUGGACGGCAGCGGCAAAGCUCAAGACUACCCUGACGAUUACGAACCCGACAUCGACGUUGACCUUUACCCAGAAUGCCAGGGCAAGUAUACCUCGUUCAAGGAGAUGGAGAACAGUAAGGGUAUGGCCGCUCAUUGCGUCGAGAAGUAUAUUGUCGACGUCGAGGUUGCUGUCAUGGAAGGAGCCUUGAAGAAGUACAAGGGUCUUGUUGACGGCGGCUACGACAAGAAGUUCGAAUACUACGAGGGCUACGUCAGUGACCAAGUGCCUGACCAAAUCGAGGCGUUCAUGAUCAGCGGCAAGGCGGAUGACUACUUCAAGUGCACCGAGACCAAGAAAGUGACCUGCUGCAGCAGCUGCAACUUUGCCACCUGCCACGAGGACUGCGACUCAUCCAAGAGCUGCAAGGAUGGCAAAGGUCAGGUCGACGUCAAGUGUCCGCAGAUUUAUAGGAGCAACGCAGGGACGACCAGGAAUGUCCCCAACGUCACGUUCACGCUGCAAGACCCAAAGGGCUUCUGGAAAGACAUUGGCGAGGAGUACGGAAUUGACGAGUCAUGGAUCAAGUUCGACAGGCAGCACAUGAAGACCACUAACGGUUGCCAAUUCGCCGGCGAGGAAAUACGGGACUGCAUCGACAAGAUGGAUAUUUUCUACCACAACUACCCGAUGAGGGACAAGGUCGAGGUGGUAAACCCCAAGAAACUAGUUGGCGAGUCGUACGAUGACUCGAAAGACCUUCUGAAGCGUCUCAAAAUGGUCAGGGAUGAUGUCGAUUACGACGACCUCUCGGAUUGGGCCGACGUGGUCGAUGCUGGCUCUCUGCCCGCGCUGACGAUACAGGUGGCCGUCGAUAGCAUGGACAAGAUUGUUGAGACUGUCAAGGAGAUCCAGAAGAAGAUGCGUGAGGAGUUUAUUGUCAGCUUCAUCACAGGUAUACUCUUCAUUGUCCCCUUCGCAGGUCAGGCUCUGGGGAGCAUCGGCCUGGCGUCGCUACGUUCGCUGCUCCUCCUUGCGGGCGCGACUGGCGAGGCGGGUCUGAUGGUAUAUGGGGUCAUCGACGACCCGGCCAACGCUUUUCUGACCGUCUUCAGCUACCUGGCUGGCGCUGGAGUCGGGCGAAGCGGCUUCACAAAGGCUGCAAAUGCGAGACGGUCGAUGAAAAGCAGCGACGUUGACAAGCUGGGAUCGAUAAAGACCGACUUGCAGCGGAUUGAAGAUUUGCGUGGGGGCGCUUGCAAGAUUUAGUGAAAGAUGGAGAUGAGGUUAAGUAGACUUAAAGGAGGCGGUGGACUUUGAACACUAACUUCUUGUAUGAAUAUCAGACAGGUGCCUUGUUACCCUCGACGGUUAGAUUUGAAGUAUACAUGAAAGAUAUUUAGUCAUUGCAGUAGCAUCAGGUUCAAAAUGCUUGACUUGUGGAUAAAAUUGUGUUUUUUUUACCUUGUGCCUGAGUACACAGGAAAUACAUGAUAUAUGUAAUAGUUAUA
This is a messenger RNA of Ilyonectria robusta, 4637 nucleotides long. RefSeq lists its product as uncharacterized. Bases 421 to 4395 code for a protein of 1324 amino acids. Gene Ontology annotation, molecular function: chitin binding; hydrolase activity, hydrolyzing O-glycosyl compounds. The record is from RefSeq and is a predicted model, not a curated record. Lineage: Eukaryota; Fungi; Ascomycota; Sordariomycetes; Hypocreales; Nectriaceae. The transcript is spliced from 7 exons. Gene Ontology annotation, biological process: carbohydrate metabolic process.